Messenger RNA from Salvelinus sp. IW2-2015, 402 nucleotides. The record is from RefSeq and is a predicted model, not a curated record. NCBI's taxonomy places the organism in Eukaryota, Metazoa, Chordata, Actinopteri, Salmoniformes, Salmonidae.
UUAUAGAUGUGUGUGUGUAUUCCAGAUGUGUGGAUCAGUCACGGCGGCGUUAGUUGGGUUGGCCGGGUCGGGGUACUGUUUUGUCAUCUCUGCCAUGGCCAUGUUGGCGGGACCUUGGUGUGAGUGUGCCACCACUCUGGUAUGGUCCUAUCCCUUCGCCAACGAUGGAGGAAGGUACCUGUUUGAGCAGGAGACGUGGUCUCAGUGUUCGAAUCCCGUCAGCAUCGUGGAGUGGAACGUGACCCUGCUGUCCAUCCUGCUGGGUCUCAGUGGGUUGGAGUUCAUCAUCUGUUUCCUACAGGUCAUCAACGGACUGGUGACAGCUGUCUGCAGACCCUGCUGCUACAAACAGGACUAUACCCUCAACGCCUGAACACACACACACACACACACCACACACAC